Serendipita indica DSM 11827 is the source of this 693-nucleotide messenger RNA. NCBI's taxonomy places the organism in Eukaryota, Fungi, Basidiomycota, Agaricomycetes, Sebacinales, Serendipitaceae. The record is from the annotation of a GenBank genome assembly.
AUGGCUCUCCAACUCCUCUCUGAUGCCUCUCAGUACUCUUAUCGUGGAAAUACUCGCAAAAGCAGCACAUGGAAGAGCUCCUUGUCAUUUCUUGGGCAGAAGACUGCCUCCCCAAGUCAGAAAACUUUCUUCAUCCGCAGCGAGGGGUCGUCAACAGAGAAACGCAGUGGGGGGACCAAAGACGUUUUGACACCCGGGAGGACACAAACUAAGCUGGACCUCCUUGCAUCUCCCAUCGGCUCUCCUAGAGACCGAUCAACCGGUUCGGCCAUGGCACGCCGUGGUCGGUGCACGUCGACGAGUCAGACCAAAGAUACGCGUGCGAACUAUGGCACUGUACAGCGAGACUAUUUCCCAGUUAUCUCGCGUCACCUCCGAUCCAACAGACUUUCACCAGUCAUGCCAACGGCGCGUGGUGUCUCUGGCCACGACAAACCACGCCGCAAGGCAAUCAAUAUGUCGGAUACUCUUUAUGGAAACAUGCCAAGCGUUGGGCUGUCGCGGCAGCCAACGCCCGCAGUGACCUCGACUGCAAAGUCCACCGUCCGGAGGAUACCUCCGCCAAUAGAUCCAACAAUUAUCCCACCAGAGCCAUCUCUGUUCCAUAUAAAUUGUGGCUUACCAGUGACUCCUGGUCGAAUAGCCACACGUAAACUGCCGCGACCAAAGCUCUCAUUGGUUAUUCCCGCCUGA